CUCCUCAUGGUGAGUUGGGACAAUGAGGGAUACGGGUGAGGGGGCGAGCCCUGAUUCUGCUUGUCCGGGGUGAAAUGGUGUCCCAAGAGCCCAAGGGAGCGGAUAAGCCUGGCGGUAAGAAAAAGAAGCUGACCAAAGCUGAACGACUGAAGCUGCUCCAGGAAGAGGAGGAGCGACGACUGAGAGAGGAAGAGGAAGCCCGGUUGAGAUAUGAGAAAGAAGAACAGGAAAGACUUGAAAUACAGCGUCUUGAGAAAGAGAAAUGGCGUCAGCUGGAAGAAAAAGAUCGACAAAGGAGAAGAGAAGAACUUGAGGAACUCUAUUUGUUAGAGGUGUGUUUUCCUGAAGCAGAGAAAUUGAAACAAGAGACUAGAUUGCUUUCUCGGUGGAAACACUAUAUUCAAUGUGACGGGAGCCCUGAUCCUUCUGUAUCGCAAGAAUUGAACACUUUCAUUACCUUGUGGGAAGAGGAAACAAAUGAGACCUUUGAGCAAGUGAUUGAGAAGAGUAAGCUGGUACUAAGUUUAAUUGAGAAAUUGAAGCUAAUUUUAAUGGAAACCCCUUUGUAUGAGUUGGAAGAUAAAACUAUAAAACAAUACCAAGGGUCAAUUCUACAACUGCAGGAGCUCCUUCAUCUGAAGUUUAAUGUGGCUACAGAAAUACUUCUCAGGCACGCGAGUACUUUAGCAGAUCUGGACAGUGGAAAUAUGGAAAGGAUCAUUCACGGGGAAAACCUCACGCUCUACAUUUGGGCGAACCUCAAGAAGAAUCCAAGGCACAGAAGUGUCCGAUUCUCUGAAACACAAAUUGGCUUUGAAAUUCCAAGGAUAUUAGCAGCAAGUGAUAUUGCUCUACGUCUCUUCCACACUCAUUACGACCACAUUACUCCCCUGCGCCCUAUGCCACCACCACCCCCACUACCAGAAGAAGAAAAUACUCCCACAGUACCUGAGAUUGUCAAAGAGGAGGUGAAGGUUGUAGAAGAAGCCGUCAACCAAGAGGACCAAGAAGAGUCCAGGCAGCAAGAAAGUGAAUCCAACUUAAUUAAUGAAGAAGAAGUAAGAGUUGAGGAUCAGGGAGAUCUUGUUCACGAAGUACGCACGGUUUCUGUCAAGGAAGAAUCUGAACCCCCAAAAUGUGAACCGAAGAUAGCAUUACUAAGUAAAAAAAUUUCAGCAGCACAGUUGUUGCUCAUCAAGAAUGCUCCAGAAAAGCCUGGUAUCUUUGAAGAAAAUGAAGUGGACUUGUUCCAGUUCACAACUCUGGGUGGAGUGUACAACUUGGAGAUCCUGGAGCUUCCCCCGCAGUGUAAACCAGUGAAGGGCUGGAUGAUUGUGGAACUGCUCAAAGAAGGAUUACAGAAGUACACAUAUCCUCCAGAAACUGUGGAAGACAAUGAGACAGAAAACGCGUUCCCACCCAUAGAGGUCACAGUUGAGAUUCAUGAAAAUGUGGUCUUUUUUGAGGAUCCUGAAGUUGUCAGGUGGGAUGCCGAAGGUCAAUAUUGGAGAACUGAUGGCAUCAGCAACAUAUCAUACAAACAGAAAGAAAGAUUGAUAACAUUUAGCCUGGACACUUUUGGCCCUAUCACCUUGAUCCAAGAUACUCACAUUAACAUGCCGUACCAAUCAUGGGAGCUAAGGCCAAUGGAUUCAAAUACAGUACUUCUGACUGUGACUACAGUGUUCACUGAGCUUCAAAUACAAAUUAAGGAAAACCUCUGCAUGUUAGCUUCGAUCAAACUGAAAGACCAAGAACAUCUCUCUAUUUUGGAAGGAAAAUGGAUGGCUCCUGUUCCUUUCAUUAUCGCUUUGAAAGAAGCUGGGCUGAAUAUCUUCCCCUCGGAAUACUCUCAUUUCUAUGUUGUUAUGAACAGUAAGCUUCCUUUGGUAGAAAUGAAAGCUUACCGACAAAUGGCCCUGCUCAGUUCUGCUUUUGCAUUUGGUUGGAGCAAAUGGAAUAUGCUCUGCAGUUCUACAAAAGUUGUAUUUAAGGUGAGGGAGCACCUUGCAGAGGAACCCGCGGAGAGCCCCCCCUGGGAGCUUUUACUGUUCAGUGGGGACAGAGCGCAGCGACUGAGGGUGGACGAGGACAGCGAGUGCUUCUCCGAAGCGCUCAGAGAGGACACGGAGUUCCACGCGACCUUACUGCACAUGGUCAAGGAUUUUGCUUCUCCAGAAGCAAUGGACAGAGUGCGGGCUGCACAGUGCCUGGUGAUCGACUCCGUGUGCCACCUGCUGUUCUCCACGAGACUCCUCAGCUACUCUUAAUCGCCGCUUCCACCAAGCAUGGUAGAGAAGCAUCAGAGAUUAGUGAGCAUCAAGCCUAUUCAAGCAGUAUCCAAGCAACCUGGCUUCUAAUCAUGUGUCUGACACUUCGAUCGUAACUUUCCUGCUUCUCUCUUCUAUUCAGUGCGAGAGGGAUUGGGAUGGAAUGACUACAAAAAGUGUGGAAUCCUGAUUUUCAGACACUUCCCCUUGAGUUUCAGUUGUCCAUUCUCCCAUCUUGAACUUUAUUCUGAGCCCCGUCCACAGACCCCAGAAUACAUCUGUAUUCUCCAGUCUUGUAUACAAUCAAGAAUGAACACGCCAAGGUUGUGUUCCUGUCUAGGAAGCAUCUUUACAGGGACAUGGAACCCGGGUCUUGCUUCCUCCUUUUUCGUGGACUAUGCUUUGAUGUAACGACCAGCACUCGGUGCCUGGGUCUGAAGUAGUCACUGAGGCCAUGAGGUGGAAGCCAAAGACAGACAGUGAAGCAGCAAGAAAGGAGACUGGUUCUUAGGGAUGGUGCAAAGCCAUGCUGCUAUUUUUUGAGAACCCACUGUGGCUACACAUUACAGAGAGAAACUACUGUCCUACCGGCUGGCCCUCCUGCUGUCAGGCCAACUAGAUAUACACAUAGAGCAGGAAGUAUAAAGGCAUACUUACUUCAACAGAAGUACGCAUAACCAUACCCCCGGACGUAUGAAUUAAUGGCAUGGUUUGCUG
This is a messenger RNA of Oryctolagus cuniculus (rabbit), 2987 nucleotides long. The record is from RefSeq and is a predicted model, not a curated record. NCBI's taxonomy places the organism in Eukaryota, Metazoa, Chordata, Mammalia, Lagomorpha, Leporidae.